AUUACAAACUAACCAUAAACUGUAGUGCAGUGAAUCUGCUCUCUUUUUCUUUUAAUUUAAUUUUUCAGAUCGAAAUGGUUUCAUCGGCUAUGUGUUUAUAUUUCGUUGCACCCCAUUCCUGUACUAUGCUACCGCAGGUGCCUGAAAAUGUAUUCUGUUGGAAAAAUCAGGAAAGGCUAAUGCACAACUCGCAUUGACAAGCUUGCGUCACUGACCGCGAUAAUGGAUAACACUUUGGGAGAAAAGAGGGAUUCGCAGGACUGGCAGGAAAUUCACUUGGAUGAUGUUGCAAACACGCAAUCUCCACGAGCGCGCAUUGACACAAACGCGUCCACCAACCUUAGUCAGAUGGAGUCCUCGUGGGAGGAUGUGCAUCCGGGAAGUGUCCCCGUUCUUCCCCAUUCGCGUACAUCCAGCACUGGGUCAUACUCCAGAAAUACCAAAAGUAAAAAGUCUUCCGAUCUCAAGUCAAGACUUGUGCGCUUUUUGCGACCACAUAGUCGCCGCUCCUUGGAACUGCACAGAACGCAAGAAAUCUUAAUGGAGAAAAAUGAAGUGUACCAACAAACUGUGGGCCGUGAUGGGAGAUCUUUUAAUGGUUCGCUUGAUCCGGCCUCGGUUGCGGAUUUAACCGCUGCAACGGAAUCUGCAGUUGCUAAUCACGAAAACCGUUUAAGCACAACCGUGGAAUCCGAGGAAAAUGUAACUGCGCUGCCUAGACAUUUGCGCAUAGCACGAACACGACUUAGCGUCUCGGAGAGUGAUUCCCGCACUGCACGAACGCAGUUCUCAAAAGGACGAAGUUUGUCAACAGUUGGUGAUUCGCCCAUUGUCAAGUCUGUGCCGCCAUAUCAUUAUCGAAAUACGGAAAAUCAGAGGAGGACGCGGCGGAACGUGUCAAAACAGAAUCGUACCAUUGGAAUUGUGGGUGGCGAGGAUUUUAUCAUGAAUCCAACCAGCGGCGACAAACUGGUUGACUACAUUAAUUCCGCUUGGAACAAUGUUAAAUACGGUUGGAACGUAAAACCUAAAGUUCAUCUCAGUUUGAAAUCUUCCAUUUGGAUUUUUGGAGAGAUCUAUACAGCCGGGAAUAAUCCACACAGCGAAGAAAAAGCGGCUGUUUACAAAAGCUUUGUAAAGGAUUUUAAAACUCGAUUGUGGUUCACCUAUCGGCGAGAUUUCUCUGCUCUUGCCGGCACUACACUAACAAGUGAUUGUGGUUGGGGCUGUAUGCUACGAAGUGGUCAAAUGAUGUUAUCAGAAGCCCUUGUUCUUCAUUUCCUGAAACGCGAUUGGCGUUGGGAUAAGGAAUGCAAUACAAGGGAUCAAGAAGUAUAUCACCGACAAAUUGUAAAAUGGUGUGGUGAUUCUUCCUCCCAUGACCAGUUAUUUGGGCUACAUAAAUUAGUGGCUGUUGGUCAGAAGUGCGGCAAACGGGCUGGCGACUGGUAUGGACCGGGGAGUGUCGCCCACAUUGUACAAAAAGCGAUGACGAGCGCAAGAGAAACCAACCCGCUUUUAAAGGAUAUUCAAGUGUACGUGGCACAAGAUUGCACGAUUUUUAAGGGAGAUAUAAGGGACAUACAAGCGAAGGGUUUGUCAACCGGGACAGAGUUGGCUUUGAUAAUACUGGUUCCUGUGCGUCUCGGUGGAGGUCGCAUCAACCCGGUUUAUCUUCCUUGUUUACGGAAUCUUCUGACGAUUAAAUACUCGAUUGGAAUUAUCGGUGGGCGACCGCGACACAGUCUGUACUUCGUUGGCUGGCAGGACAAUAGCGUUAUUUAUUUGGAUCCGCAUUUUUGUCAGGAUACAGUAGACGUUUCAGAGAGAAACUUUAAACUUGAUAGCUAUCAUUGUUCCUCUCCUCGAAAACUGGCGAUGAAUAUGGACCCUUCGUGCACGCUAGGAUUUUAUUGCCGGGAUCGUGACGAAUAUGAGGAUUUUAUCCGAACUGUCUCCGAAGUUCAAACCCUGUAUUGUAAAGAUUUUCCAAUGUUUACGUUUUCGGAUGGUCGUAUUUCUGACUACGACCGGCAGGGUUUGGAUCUCAAAUCUUUUGAAGCGGACGCAGUUGUGCAGUCUUCCGUUAUCCCUUUUAAAACUCCCGAAACCGUUCCGAGUACUAGUUCUUCUUCCAAGGUUAAAGAAAUUGAGGAAUCGGUAGAGUUUGUCGUGUUAUAAGCUUCACCUGUCAGUUUUCGUUUUCCUUCUUUGCAUUUAUGACGUGGCCUUACUUACUGUAAGUACAGUAUUCUCGGCCGAACAACGGAGAUAAUGCUUUAAGUUGUGAUAGUUGCACAUUGGCUGUGUACAAAUAUAGAUACUCGUAUUUAUACUGUAUGUGCCAUCGAGCACAAUUUCAUGUGUACUACUUACUCUUAUGGUUCUGAUGCCGGAAUUGAUUAUGCUGGGGCUUAAUCCUGUUCUUCCACUUCUGAAUUCUCAAAUUUUGUAUUUUAAUAACCAGUAGUGCGAUGUCUGAUUUGUCAGUAUUUGCUGUUGUGGCUUUUAGAUUUGUAACAGUUAUUUUUUGUGAUACUAUGUAUAUAAAUUUUUUAUGAGA
Paramacrobiotus metropolitanus is the source of this 2563-nucleotide messenger RNA. RefSeq names its product cysteine protease ATG4D-like. The record is from RefSeq and is a predicted model, not a curated record. NCBI's taxonomy places the organism in Eukaryota, Metazoa, Tardigrada, Eutardigrada, Parachela, Macrobiotidae. Gene Ontology annotation, molecular function: protein-phosphatidylethanolamide deconjugating activity.